This is a messenger RNA of Lates calcarifer (barramundi perch), 1393 nucleotides long. It is a transcript of the gene mtx1a, whose product is annotated as metaxin 1a. The record is from RefSeq and is a predicted model, not a curated record. Bases 45 to 1019 code for a protein of 324 amino acids. Gene Ontology annotation, cellular component: SAM complex. Gene Ontology annotation, biological process: mitochondrion organization. Lineage: Eukaryota; Metazoa; Chordata; Actinopteri; Centropomidae. The transcript has 8 exons.
GGGAGUUUCUCUUCCGGAGUGAAAGGGCACUGUCCGGGCUAAAGAUGGCGGCACCGGACGAGUUGUUUUGCUGGGAAGGAGACUGGGGUUUACCGUCCGUCAGCACCGACUGCUUGGUAGUUCUGGCCUACGCUCAGUUCGCAGGAGCUCCUCUCAAACUCAGGAAGAUAUCCAACCCCUGGAGGAGUCCCGGCGGUUCUCUUCCUGCUCUGAGGACCAAUCAGAAAGACACUCUGUCCAGACCCUCUGACAUCAUCAUCCACCUCAGGAAACAGAAGUACAACGCAGACUAUGACCUGUCAGCGAAGGAAGGAGCCGACAGCCUGGCCUUCAUCUCUCUGAUGGAGGAGAAGCUCGCUCCUGCUCUGAUCUACACGUUCUGGAUCGAACCAAAGAACUACGUGGACGUGACUCGCCGCUGGUACGCCGAGCACAUGCCGUUCCCUCUGAACUUCUUCCUGCCUGGACGGAUGCAACGCCAGCAGCUGGAAAAACUGCGGCUGCUCCGAGGGGACGAGAGCCUGGAGGCCGGAGAGGAGCUGGAGAAGGAGUUGUACCGUGAUGCUGCAGAGUGUAUGAACCUGCUGUCCCAGCGACUCGGCUCACACAAGUUCUUCUUCGGAGACUCGCCUUCGUCUCUGGACGCCUACGUGUUCGGUCAGUUGGCACCAAUCCUGAAGUCCAAACUGCCCAACGGGAAACUGCAGCAACAUCUGAAAUCCCUCGACAACCUGACCAACUUCUGCACCAACAUCCUGCUGCUCUACUUCCCCAGAGACGGCCGAGAGAGUUCCAGUCAGAAGACGUCCUCUCAGCCCGAAGGCGGAGACUUUGACCACGUCCCCAACAAGCGGAGGAAGCAGUUCCUGUCGGCUCUGGUGGCUCUGGGCGCCAUGCUGAGCUACGCCCUCCUGACUGGCAUGGUGUCCAUCCAGCAUGUCCAGCAGGAGGCACUGGAGGAGCCACCGGACCUGCAGCCCAUCGGCUCCCACGACCAUGAGGAGGAAGGAGACGGCUGAGGACAACACGAGGUCGUCACGGGACUAAAAAUAAGAUCCAGAUGUUUUUACUGUCACCAAAGAAAAGUCACAAGAGACGUGUCGGUGUGAAAUUACAGAUUUAAAAACCACGUCGAGGAGGUCGGUGACAGUUUCUGUACAGAAAUUAAUUAAAAGAUAAUUCUCUGUUUCUGUGGAGUAACAGCAUCUUUGGUUCAUUUUUGUUUAACUUUUGUUACAUUUUUAAAACACUGCUUUUUAGAGGAAACAUGGUUCGACUUUCUCUUUAAAAACAAAUUAAUUUUAUUUUUCUUUGUUCACAUCAUCGUUAAAGUUCACAGUUGACUUGACAGGUCACAUGAGAAGAACAAACAAUAAAUCUAAAGAUGAAAUAA